Molecule: messenger RNA, 2219 nt
Organism: Oenanthe melanoleuca
Lineage: Eukaryota; Metazoa; Chordata; Aves; Passeriformes; Muscicapidae
Gene: NXPH4
Product: neurexophilin 4
Exons: 2
Coding region: 29-853 (274 amino acids)
Molecular function (GO): signaling receptor binding
Source: RefSeq, a predicted model, not a curated record
CCGCCGCCGCCGCUCCCGGAGCCCCGCGAUGCUCCGCCACCGGCUGCCCCUGCUCGGGCCCGGGCUGCUGCUGCUGCAGACGGUGUGUGCUGGCGGUCACGUCGCCAAGACCUUGGGGUACCUGGAGAUGGGCACCUCGGGGCUCCUCAAGGAUGUCCCCUACGGCACCCUGAAGCCCCCGGUGCUGAACCCCGGGCGGCUGAUCCCGGCGGAGCCGCCCCGGGCCGCGGGGACCCCGCUGGGCACCGGCCGGAGCCCCUGGGACUGGCAGAAGAACCAGACGGCCGGGGAGCUGCUGAACCCCCGCGCCCACCGCAAGCCCACCCUCAAAUCGAGCCGCACCAAGAAGAUUUUUGGUUGGGGCGACUUCUACUUCAACAUCAAGACGCUCAAGUUCAGCCUCCUGGUGACGGGGAAAAUCGUCGACCACAUCAACGGCACCUUCAGCGUUUAUUUCCGACACAACUCCUCCAGCUUGGGCAACGUCUCGGUCAGCAUCGUGCCCCCCUCCAAGGCGGUGGGUUUCGAGGUGCUGGUGCCCGGCCCCCCCGCCCUGCCGCGACCACCGCCCCCUCCCCAGCAGAGCACCCUGCCCGAGGGGCGCCCGGCUAAGGCGCUCAAUUGCCACGUGGAGUACGAGAAGACGAACCGGGCGCGGAAGAACAAGCCGUGCCUGUACGACCCGUCCAAGGUGUGCUUCACGGAGCACACGCAGAGCCACGCCGCCUGGCUGUGCGCCAAGCCCUUCAAGGUCAUCUGCAUCUUCAUCUCCUUCCUCAGCAUCGACUACAAGCUGGUGCAGAAGGUCUGUCCCGACUACAACUUCCAGCACGACAAUCCCUACUUCGGCUGACGGCGCCGCAGCGCGGUGGAGGGUGGGGGGCUGUCACCCCAACACCGGCCCCCUGUUGUCUCUGUGCUGGGCUGUGGGACAGCCGGUGCUGGGGGUCCUGGACCCCACCCAACGCCAUCCCAUCGCAGGGAUUCAGUUGGCUCUGGGGGUUGAAGGUUCCCCCCCAAAGUGACAUCCCAUCCCUGCGCCACAGUGGGGUACGGCCAGUUCUGGGGGUCCCACCCAUCCCAUCACUGAGGACCCCAUCUGGGGUAGAGCCGGUGCUGGGGGUCCCAGUUCCCGCCCCCCAGUGACAUCCCAUCACUGCAGCAUUGGGGUAGAGCUGGUGCUGGGGGUCCUGGACCCCCCCACACUGACAACCAUCACUGGGGUACACCUGUUCCUGGACCCCCACCCACUGAGACCCCACCACUGGGGUGCACCUGUUCCUGGGGGUCCCAGCCCCCUCCCCCUCUGACACCCCAUCACCGCAGCACUGCCUGAGCUGGGAAUCCUGGACCCCCGCCCAUUGACCCCCCCCACCCACUGAAACUCCAUCACGCCCCACCUCGGGUACAACUGGUGCUGGGGGCCCCGGCCCCCCCACCCACUGAGACCCCCCAGUGCAGCUGGGGGGUGCAGACAGGGAGCCCCCCCCGUCCUGGGGCUGGGCUGGGGUCUCUGGCAGUGUGGGGGGCACAGCCCCGUGUGAUGUCACCUCUGGGGUGUCACAGGCGGCACUGGGGCCGGUCAGGGUGCUGGAGGGGGGGGCUCAGCCCCCACCCCAAACACUGGGGGGGGGUUUGGUGUCUCUGCAGCCCCCCGGCCGUGCACACACGUGUGACACACCUGUACCAUGCGUGUGCAGGGGCCCCACCCCGGUAUUCUGCAGCCCCCCCUCCGGUGCCCCAUGGACCCCCCCACCGCAGUGGGGGGACCCCCAGGUGUGCAGCCCCCCAGGUGUGCAGCCCCCCAGGUGUGCAGCCCCCCCUCCACCCAACCCCCUGAAGUGCCAGGUGGUGGUUUUGGGGUGCGAUGGGGGCGGGGGGGGUUCCCGCGGGGCUGCCCCCUCCUCUCGGGAAGCGGCUUCUUCAUCUUUUUUUUUUAAAAGAAAAUUUAAAAUGGAAAAAAAAAAAAAAAAAAAAAAAAAAAAAAAAAAGUGGAAAAUAAAGAAAAGCCUGGAGAAAAAAAAAAAAAAAAAAAAAAAAAAAAGGAGUGUGUUGAUUUCGCCCCGAGAUGGAGGGAGAGUGAGGAGGAGGAACCCCCGGGAUUAGGGAUGGGGGGUGCAGGGGGUGAGGUACCCCAAAAUUAGGUAUGGGGGGAUGUAAGGAUGGGAACCCCAGGAUUACGAAUUGGGGGUGCAGGGGUGAAGCACCCAAAAAUUAGA